AUCAGUAUCAGUUGUUGAUCGGGGCUCAUUCAGUCGAUACUUAACCUAAACCGGUGUAACGUGCUAAGCAUAUAAACAAACAACUUACUAACAAUUACUUAAGUUUAUUAAAAUAAAAAGUUUAUUUACUUAUUAACUUAAAUUAAACCACUCCUCUUGCUUAUUCACUUAUCGUAAGACAUCCGUCCGCCGGAUUAUUUUUAACUAUCACGUGCACAGUGCGUAGUUAGUUUUCAUUUGUUUUCAAUAAACCUUAUCAUUAUCGUCUCAAGAUACAGUUCAGUACUAUAAUAUCAUAAGUUAUAAGUUACAAGUCAUAAGUAUCUCACAAGUGACUAAUUUUAAACAAAAUAUGUGCUUAUAACUCAAAACUUAUUAUUUCCCACUGUAAAUAGAAAGCAGGGAGUCAAGAUGGUGAUGGAAGCAUCCGAGAUGAUAGUAGACUACUUGGUGUUUAUUACAGUAAUCGUAAUAUCGUUUGUGGUGCCACUGUGGGGAAAAUUUCGGGCGAAAAAAAAGGAAACCAAAGCGAGUUAUGUUUUUGCAACGGGGAGUGUGUCAAUGGGCGCAAUGAUGUUAUCGAUAGCACGUGGUACACUCGGUGUAAGGUCUUUUCUUGGGUAUCCGUCAGAAUUGUACUAUCACGGCAGCGCCAUGUGGGAAACUCUCUACGGCAUGCUGCUGGCGUAUCCGAUUGUAUGUUUUAUCUUUGUUCCUGUUUAUUACAGUCUUGGUAUAACAUCUGUUUAUCAGUACUUAGAUAUGAGAUUUCACUCAAAAUUAGUUCGAUGUCUUGCCAGUUUUUCUUACGUGCUACGAAGUCUUUUGACACUGGCUGUUGUUAUUUUCACGCCUUGUGUUGCACUAAACACCGUGAUCGGUCUUCCUUACUGGGCUAGUAUCGUCGGAAUGACCACCAUCUCUGUUGUCUUCUCAUCACUAGGUGGAUUAUCAGCAGCUAUUCUGUCGGACGUAAUUCAAGGAGUGACGAUGAUUGGUGUGUCUAUUGUAAUUAUUGUGCAAGGUGUGAUUGACGUCGGAGGACCGAGCACCGUUUUCAAUGUCACUCAUUCACGUGGCCGCCUUGACUUUUUGGACUUCAAUACCGAUCCAACUGUUCGGGUCACGACAAUAUCAGCAACGUUGGGUCAACUAUUUAUGAGCUUGUCCAUUUUUGGUUGCCAACAAAAUUUCGUUCAACGCUACUGCAGCAUGAGCAGUAAAAGCAAAGUCAAUAAGACGAUGAUGGCAAACAUGCCAAUCAUAACAAUUCUCUUUUCCCUGUCCUGGGUCGUGGGUAUGGUGAUAUUUGCCGCUUACGCUGACUGUGAUCCCUACCAAUCAGGAUACAUCUCAAAGUUCGACGAAAUAGUCCCCUUCUACGUCGAAGACAAGCUGACUUACCUUCCAGGCCUUUUAGGUCUGGUGAUGGCGACACUUUUCAACGGUGCUUUGACGAUAGCCGUAUCCAACCUGAACUCCUUGGCCACAGUCACUUUUGAGGACUUCCUGAGCCAAAUUCCCGCCCUGAGCAACCUGAAAGACCAACAGCAGUUGAGGAUCAUCAAAUUGGUGGGAGUUAUCUACGGAAUCUUGAUAGUAGGUGCCAGUUUCCUAGUCGCCAUGUUGUCAGGUGUGAUAGAGUCCUCCAUGUUGAUGACUUCGGCGACAUCUGGACCUCUGCUGGGUGUCUUUGUCUUGGCAAUGUUGGUUCCUUGUGCAAACUGGAAGGGAGCGGCAACAGGUGUAAUUUUUAGCCAUCUGAUGUCCCUGUGGUUAACCUUCGGCCAUCUAUCGGUCACUGAUGAAACUGAAACUCUUCCUCUGUCGGUAGCUGGCUGCACAAACGACUCUUUUUCUUCACACCUACGCAGACCACUGACAAAUAUUCCCAUAGACGUGACUCCUGUGAGCCUUGACUUAGCCAUAUCAGCUAGUCAACCUACCAGCUUUAGUUCCCUUGGAAGCAGCUCUGGCCCGCUCGACGUAAUUUACAGUAUCACCUAUAUGUACUACGCACUCAUCGGCAGCAUGACCACUAUAAUUGUUGGGAUUAUCGUCAGUCUUCUGACUGCAAAUGAGAAAGAAGACGCUUACGAAGAGCACCUUCUGCAUCCGUUCGCGCUCAAGCUGUCAAAACUGAUGCCAGGAAAGCCAAGGUUGUUUGCAGAAUCGCGCAGGCUCGGGGACAAUGAUACUGAAGCUAGCAAUCCAGCGUACCAUGGCUCUAUGACUUCUGUUGAUGAUACUGAUGAAGAGGUCAACAAGUUCAAACUGAAUUUGAACAGCAGCGGUGUCGCUGAUCCAGGGAAACUGGAACAGAACACUGUUGCCUAUAUGCGAAAGCUUGAUGCACUUAAAGAAGUGUCCCUUGAAGUCACUAAUGAAGUUGGUAAAGGCACUAAACUAUGAUAGGAGUUACAUGAAGAAAUGUUGGUUAUGAUUAGAGUACUUUAAUUUUUUAUGCUAUUGAUAUUUUGCGGAUAUUGCUGGUGCUUGAACCGACUGACGAUCUUUUGAUCGAGUGAGUCAAUUAUGUUACUUUUCUCGUGUAAAUAAAUGCAUUUGUUUAAUAAAUUAUAUAAAUACUUAAGGGCUAGAUAGGUUAUUAAUUAGAGAUAGGUGCAAGUAUUUUUGAUUACACGUUUUAGGAUGGUAGUUGCUGAAUAUUGUAUUAUAGAGGAUGAUGUGAAAAGUAUUAAUAACCUGGGGACAAAAUUGUGUUUGAUUAUUAAUCAUAGAUUGAUAUGAUGACGUAUAGACGUGAAAGUUUAUCAUGUAAAGAUAUGAAUGCAAUUUUUGUUGAAGAUUAUGGAUAAUUGAUCGAUUUUUUUUUAGAGUUGUCAUGUAUGAUCGUAAAUAAUGGUUUGCCAUUAGAUCAGAUAUUAAGAAUUUAUUCAUAUCUUCAGAUAUGUGCAUAUAUGCCCACUUUUAUAUUAUUAUGCGAUGCAACUAAAUAUGAACGAUGUUCUUACUUUGUAAUAUAUAUUAGUUUUCAUCAUUACAUGUUGAAUAUUUAUUCAUAUUAUCACAUAUAAUCAAGUGUUGAAAAAAAUUUUGAAAUAAUCAGAUUUAAUUAUAAAUGAAUUAUUAUAUUAUUUGACAAUUUUUAUGAGAUCAAUAUGAUCAGAUAUUGUCAAAUGUUCCUGAUGUUCUUAUAUAAUCAUGUAUAAGCCAUAUUUUUUAACAAUCACUUGUUAUUAUACAUAGGCGGUUUUCUUAUACGUUAAAAUACAAUCAUAAAUGUAUAUUUUUUUUAAUGUGAUUAGAUAAUAACACAUUAACCUGUCAUAAGUGAUUUUACAUAAUUUUUUUUCCCAGGAUGGAUGAAAUACAACUAAUGUUAUAAAUAAAUACCAAAUAUUUAUGAAAGGAAUAAAUAAAUAUAUUUAUACUUAUGUGAAUAGGAUUGAGACAAAAAAUGUAUGAGUGUGCUAUAAUUUAUGACGACGAACUUAUUUUUUAAUUAUAUUUAAAUUUACGUUAAAAUAAGCUUUUUUUAGUGAGUGCAAAAAACUAUUGCGAUUCUGAGUGAUAUUUUAUAUAUAGACUUACAAGGAUUUAUAUAAACAUAGAUUGUUCAGUACGUAACAAAUAAAUAUAACAAUGUGACAAUGCGUGAUGGCGUUGCGAUUUUGUCCAUUCCUAUCGAAUUUAUCCGUUAUUAUUGUCUAGAUUUAUUGAUAAUCGAGUUAAAUAGAUUAAGUCUAUACAUGUAUAUUUAAUUAACGGCAACACGUAAUAGUAAGAAAAUUGUAUUUUUUCAGAUUUAAAUUUAAAUAAUAAAUGAAUAUAUGAAAGUGUAAAUUAGGAUUAAAAUAACAUACUUUACAAUUUACAUUCUGUUUAGAACAUUUUUUCUCGCGGUGUAGACGAAGCUCAUUUAUAUGCGAAACGCUAAGUUUUUUUAGUACAUAAUGUAAUAUAUAUGACGGUACAAAGAGUUUUAGAGGGUACUCUUUCUCAACAGAGAAAGUCGGGAUUAAUAAGAGUGGGAUGCAAGAGUUAAAGAGUAUAAUAAUAAUUAAUCUGGUUGAGACACAUGACGGGCUCUUGUGGUAUGGGUACUUUCCUGAAAAUUAUUGCGAUCUCAGUACAAAACACAACGCGUACUAUAAUUUUGUUCUGGUACCUACGACCGAUUAACGUAAUUAAAAUGGUCCAUUAAGUCAUAAGAGAUUUUGUUUGAAAUUAAAUUGAGAUAGCUAUGAGAAUUGUAAGAGAAAACAAGAAUUUCAGGCGUCAAUUAUUUUUAUUAUGAUUGUAAUUUAAAAUGAAAUUGUUAAUGAUAAUGCUAAUUAUGACAUUGUGACAAUAAAAAAGUUUUAAGCAAAA
Molecule: messenger RNA, 4335 nt
Organism: Cotesia glomerata
Lineage: Eukaryota; Metazoa; Arthropoda; Insecta; Hymenoptera; Braconidae
Product: sodium-coupled monocarboxylate transporter 1
Exons: 6
Coding region: 412-2412 (666 amino acids)
Biological process (GO): sodium ion transport; transmembrane transport
Cellular component (GO): membrane
Molecular function (GO): symporter activity
Source: RefSeq, a predicted model, not a curated record